AUGCUGUCUCUUCUGCUUGUUCUGUUUGGCGUAGCGUCCGGGUCGCGCGCGGAUUCGAACCUGUCUGCGUAUGCAGACUUCAACUCGUCAACCGGCGGUAGACUCGUCUUCGGGACGCCUUUCGCACGAGCGUGUUUCGAGAAUGCGGGUCCAGGAGUCAGAGAGAUGUAUGAUGCUGCAUCAUGCUCUGGCGUUCAAAGUGACUACACGGACGAAGCUACCCGUAUAGACUCGCUUGGCGCGUACAUCAACACACAAUGGGAGACUUGUCAAAAGACUGGUGAACAGUGCCUUCUGGAUGCGACAGAUCCUACGAACGCUCUUGCCUAUUCACCUCCUGCAGUCUGCAGUCAGGGCAGUGUGCCGCCCGUUGGACUUGAAAUCGCCUCGGCAAACGAUGUUGUUCUGGCGUUCAACUUCGCAAGGAACCGUAGUCUCAAGGUCGUUGUCAAGAAUACUGGACACGACUACAAGGGCCGAAGCAGUGGCCCCGAUACCCUUGCUCUUUGGACACGCGGCUUACAAGGGAUCUCCAUCAACGAGGCGUUCGUUCCGCAAGGUUGUCCAACGUCCACCACGCCAGUGAUAGGUGUCACCAUGGGGGCAGGUGUGACAGCGGAUGUUGCGGUCGCUUUCGCGGAAGCGAACAACAUCACCAUCCCUACUGGCGCAGACCCAACCGUCGGGCUUGUGGGUGGGUACACCCAAGGGGGUGGACAUAGCAAGACCUCGAAUACGAUGGGCCUCGCGGUGGACCGUGUGAUCGAGUUCAACGUCGUUACAUCGAGUGGCGAGCACCUCGUAGCCAAUGCAUGCCAGAACGCGGACCUCUUCUUCGCUCUUCGAGGAGGAGGAGGAGGAACCUUCGGAGUCGUGCUCAAUCUGACAACGCGCGCUCUUCCCGCAACGGCUGUGUCUGCUGCCGUCGUCGAGGUCACGCCCACUCCAUCCAAUGUCGCCGCACUGCUCGACUUCAUGGUCAACAAUUCGCUUCAACUCGCUCAAGACGGUUGGGGUGGCGCAUUUGCACCUACGCAAGGUCUCCUCUCGUAUGCCAACCCGCUGCUGAAUGAGACUGCCGCAAAGGAGAGCGUCGCUUCUCUGCAAGCUCUUGCGACCUCCCUCGGCGGCAUCUUCAUCUACGAGUACCUCCCGACCUACGGCGCGUACUUCAGCACCUUUGGUAUUGAUCCCGUUCCUACUGCUGUACCUGUCGCGCAGAGCUCGCGCCUGGUUCCAUCCUCUCUGUUUGAGACGGAAGAUGGCCGAGCGAAGUUGCUUUCUGCGCUGACUGAAGGAUUUACCGCUCUGCCUUCCAGCGCCAUCUUUGCCAAUACGCCGUUCCUUGCCAAAGACCCAGGCGGGACGAGCGUGCACUCUGCUUGGCGUGAUAGCUUGUGGCACGUCGUGCUCUCGGCGGGAUGGAGCUUCAACUCUUCGCUCGCUCAAAGAGAAGCCGUGUAUCAGUCUCUCGAAGACGGCAUCGCACCGUUGCGCGCCAUCACCCCUGAUGCUGCAUAUACCAACGAGGGCGAUGUAUAUGAGCCGAACUGGGAGGAGACCUUCUGGGGAUCGAACUACGCCGAACUGCUUUCCAUCAAGAACAAGUACGAUCCGGACCACCUGCUUGAUUGCUGGCAAUGCGUGGGCUGGCUCGGCCAGUCGGAUUCACGUUACAAGUGCUAUCUCCCCCCUCCAUCCUAA
Molecule: messenger RNA, 1704 nt
Organism: Peniophora sp. CBMAI 1063
Lineage: Eukaryota; Fungi; Basidiomycota; Agaricomycetes; Russulales; Peniophoraceae
Source: the annotation of a GenBank genome assembly